Messenger RNA from Boleophthalmus pectinirostris (great blue-spotted mudskipper), 658 nucleotides. RefSeq names its product transmembrane protein 235. The transcript is spliced from 4 exons. Gene Ontology annotation, cellular component: apical plasma membrane. The record is from RefSeq and is a predicted model, not a curated record. The coding region runs from base 1 to 633 and encodes 210 amino acids. NCBI's taxonomy places the organism in Eukaryota, Metazoa, Chordata, Actinopteri, Gobiiformes, Gobiidae.
AUGAGGUACGGCUUGGUGGUCCUCACCGCGGGCUUCACCGGAUUGUUAAGUUUCUGCCUUUUGGCCGUGGCUAUCGGGACCGAUUAUUGGUAUAUUAUUGAUGUGAAUAAGCCUAACUCCACUGCGUCCGAGGACUAUAAUUCACAUUCUGGACUGUGGAGAAUCAAUGAAGGCGCAAACAAGAGCUCGGUUAUCCCCUCCUUCAUGGCCAACACGUCCGGCCUGUCAGAUGUGGAGAAGGACCUUCUCAGUUUGCACAAGAUGGUGGUGAUCAUUCUGCCCCUCAGUCUCAUCCUGCUGGUGUUUGCGUGGAUAGUGGGGCUUGUGAGCUCAUUGGCCUGCAGUCCCAAGCUGUUAGCAGGAUCAGCGGCCUAUAUACUCUUCUGCAGUCUCUUUACUCUGUCUGGCCUCUGCAUCUACAUCCGCUAUUCCAACCAGGCCAUGGAGGAGUUCCAGCGGGUCGUGCCCCCACAAACCCUCACUUACGUGGACGCAUCUUUUGGCUGGUCCCUUGCCUCUGCCUGGCUCUCCUUCAGCCUCGAGGUGAUCACUGGGCUCUUGCUGUUGCUCGCUGCGCGGAUCUGCCAAAUGAAAGGACACUAUGAUUCUGGAGUAGCUAUUGCCAUGCUAUAAAGAGUUAUUUUUGUUAUUUAAAAAA